This is a messenger RNA of Mustela lutreola (European mink), 3249 nucleotides long. RefSeq names its product collagen alpha-1(X) chain-like. Lineage: Eukaryota; Metazoa; Chordata; Mammalia; Carnivora; Mustelidae. The record is from RefSeq and is a predicted model, not a curated record. The coding region runs from base 87 to 1130 and encodes 347 amino acids. The transcript has 2 exons.
GAAAAAGCCCGUGUGGGUUCUUCCCGUCUGCUUAUUCGUGCCGUGCUAACACACAAAUAAGGAAAUGCACAUUUUAUGGGCUUUAAAUGCACCACGCAGCGGCGUCAAGUACAUUCGCGGUGUUUCUGUCUGGUGUCAGACCUCUGGACACUCGCCUGGAGAAAGUCGUGCAUCUUGGCCAGAGGCCACGGGGAGCGGCGGGCAGUCCCUGCUGCCCGUCACCCGCCCAGCCGCUGCGCAGCCCGUUCCCUCCCGGCAAGCCCCACCCGUGUUUACUUUCUCCAGGCUGCCCGGGGAAACUCCAACCCGGCCCCCCAGGGCCAGCUCGAGGGAGAACAUUCCAGUGCUGCAAACCUCGGGCUCCCCAAGGACGUGAGCCUGGGGACACUCUAGGGUGUGCUAGCUGGUGGGGGAUGGGAAAGCAUCUGCUCUGCUCUCGACCUGGGGCACCGGGGGCCAGCAGGUCACCUUCCCCAGCCACUCCUGGGCAUCCUGGCUGCCACCCGAGGCCCAGGAAUUUUCCAGGAGAGGAGCUGGACUCCAGGAACCCAAAUGAAGGUCCGGCCCCUCCCUCUGCACUCAGCACACCUCCCGGCCGCCCUCACCCCAGGGAAGGGCCCGUGCGUCCCCGGCUGGCGGGACGGCGUCGGGCGUGCAGGCAGCAUCCAGGUGCACGGGGCGAACCCGGUCGCCGCUGUGAGGUCCGACCACCCGUGCGGACGUGCACGGCUCCCGCCCACCUCUUCACGGCUCUGAACCUCGAUGCCGAAGUGAAGCUGUCACUUAGUGCUGCUGUGGGUUUGAUCUGGGGACGCUGUCCCGAAGCAUGGGCGACACCGGGCUUCCUGUCACAGCCCCACACGGGAGCACACGCUGUGCUCGGAGGGACACACCUUGGGGCCUGGCGGUCGGCAGCCCGGCCGGCUGCUCCCGGCUCCCGUCCCGAGGGAGCCCCGUGGAGAGCCGCGUGGGAAAACCCGCACGUGGAGGACACGCAGGACUCGCGGGGCUGGAGCACGGACGGCCCCGGGCACCGGUGGGGGCAGCACCGGGCAGGUGGGAACCCGGCCUGGAGCUGGCUCGGCUGGGCCACCCCGGGAGCACACGGGGUCUCCCACAGGCAGGUGUAAAGACGCGUCCUCCGAGUUCCUCCCGAGCUGGUCAUCUCACGGGAAUCCAACGGUGUCCCUCUAAUGGUGACACAUCGCGCUCCUGGCCCCAAGGGGAGGCUGCCUCAGGAGGAGGCGACGUGCCCUACGGCUGAAUGGGAGUCAGGGGCCUUCCUCGCCUGAGUGAAGCCCCCACAGCAUUGGUCAUCCAGCUGUCCUCUGCCAGGGGCUUGAGACCCACUUUCCAUGGGGCCAGAGAACCUGCCCAGGCCACUAAUGUAUCUCCUCCCUGGUCCCAGGUGCGGGGACACUGGGUGCGCCCUGGGGUUAGACGCGUGGAGGAGCGGGAGGCCCAUGCCACAGCGGGGACGGAGUACGGGGCGCCCACUGUCCACUCAGACCCAUCCCAGCACCCAGAGGCUGUGGGGUCUGUGGAGGAAACAGCCUGUUCCUGUCCCGGGAGUGGGGAAGCACCAGCUGCCGGGCGGGAUUCAGAGCCCUCACCCCGUGGACGGCCCCGCCUUCCAGCCUCGCUGACCCCAGCCCAGGGCACAGGGCGCUCUGGCCAGCAAGGUGGCGGGGUGCCCGCCCCUGGUUUACGGCCCGUGUCUGGCUGCAGGGUUUGCCGGGGCAGGACGCUGCCCUCUGCCCUCCACUCGGUGCCGCCCACAGCUCACUUCCUCCCAGCCAGGCCUGUCUCAGGGUCAGGCUCCCACGCGGAGAAAUGGAAAGCCAGGGCAAGUCCCCUGUUGCUUCCCAGGAAAGUCCCCACGGAGCCCCACUCCCGCCCGACAUUUCCACGAGGCUCAGUUUAGCCCGAGCAGGAAAGGGGAUUUCUCUCUCCUGAGAACCCGAGAGUCUGACAGGCAGCCCCUAGUGUGGCUCCCGGGAGAGGGGCCCUUGGCGGCUGGGCUGCCCAAGAAGAGGCAAGGGGUACCCUGCAUGCCCCAGCACGGGGCGCUGGAGCCCCACCUGCCUCACACCUUCCAGAACGUUCCUGGGGCAACAGGGUCUGCAGGUACCUUCCAGGAGCCAGAGGCCCCUGUGGAAAGGGGCCUAAAAGCAGGGAUAUUUGGGGUCAGGGCAAGGUGAUGGAACAGAACAGGAUGGAAUCCUGGGCUCCAGCCAUUGUGACGGCCCCUAGGGACUCGCUCCGGGGACAGCUCCUGGAGAGCCAGACACGCGUGCGGGAGACGUGCUGGGCCCUCCUCCCCUCAGCCCUGGCCUCACGGCAUCCCUGGAGCCUUGUAAGCCUCCUAAGUCAGCCCUCCCAGACCCUUCACCACCAGAGUCUCUCUCCCAUCCCCCAAUGGCCUUUCCUUUGCUCCUUCAAGUUCAAGGAGUCUGUGGGGCUUUAAACCGACUUUCAUCCAAUGAGCCCAAGACGGCCGUCCAUGCUGUGCUAGGCCCCUCCCUGCACAGGCCCUGCACAGGGGAGGAGGCGUGGGGACAGCCCGUGCCAAGGCCCUGGAGCAGAAAGGUGCUUGGAGAUCAGAGCUCUGAGCUCGAAGAGGUCAAGGUCCCCAUGCAGGCAGGGCAGGGCAUGGCCUCGAGGGAUGGCCCUUCAGAGUGUGACGCACCCCACCCCGGGCGUGAAGAGACACCUGCUUGUGCCUCCCAGGAGGCCAGGUGUACCCUCCUGGUCCUGCUGGAGCCUGCACUCUCGCCGCCGACCUGGUGACUGCACUUUCACACGGGGUUUCCCCAGGGACUGUGUCUGUGGCGAGGACUCUGACCAGGAAAUUCCCAGAGAACAGUCGAGGAGGGAGAAUUGGCCUCAGGCCAGGCCGGGCAAGGUCAGGCUCGAGGAGCCGUGGGCUCCCGCAGCGCCCAGGGCAGGAGAGCGCAGCAUCCCUGCAUCAGCACAGGCCUCCCCCCCAGGGACGGCACUCGUCUGCCCGUGUGCGGCCAGCCCGUGGUCAUACAGUGACCUUCCGGAACGCGGGCUGGCCCGUGGGGCCAGGGGACAGCAGACUCGCUGUGGCCAGCGAGGGGCAGGAGGCAAAACAAGGGUGACCAGGCCCCGGACGGCAGGUCACUGUCUGGGAAGCGACCCCAACCCUGCAGGCAGGUCACUGUCUGGGAAGCGACCCCAACCCUGCAGGCAGGUCACUGUCUGGGAAGCGACCCCAACCCUGCA